AUGAAGCCAAGUAAGACGAUCCCCAAAAACGUGAAUUCGGUACGACCAGCUGAUAUCAAAGUGGUCAUGGCCCUUGGAGACUCGCUUACUGCGGCUAAUGGCGCAGGGGCUGAAGACCCCGUUGCUGUCGUACUGCAGUACAGAGGCCUGGCUUUUCAAGCCGGUGGCGACAAGAGCCUCGAUGAGCACGUCACUAUUCCUAAUAUUCUCCGGGUCUACAAUCCCAAAUUAUUCGGCUACUCAAAUGGAAUUGGAUCACCAAAUGUUUGGGAGGUUGCCAGGCUGAAUGUAGCAAUGCCUGGUGCUGAGGCAAAAGAUCUACCGGGUCAGGCUCAACAACUCGUCGGUUUGCUACAAACUCACCCUGAGGUUGGCAUUAUUUGA
Messenger RNA from Haemonchus placei, 384 nucleotides. The record is from the annotation of a GenBank genome assembly. NCBI's taxonomy places the organism in Eukaryota, Metazoa, Nematoda, Chromadorea, Rhabditida, Trichostrongylidae.